UAUAUUCCAACUUCCAAGCUCGUCAUGAAGUCCCCUGCUCUCGAUUCCUUCUAAAAUAUCAAGUAGAGCAUCCAGCAUCCCAGUAGUUUCAGCUUUAAUUCCAAGAAAAAGAAAACAACAAAUAAGCAAAUCAAACAAUUCAAUUUAGAAUUCAGGAGUACAUGUAACUAACUUGUAGCUUCGUUAAUUUACUGUCACUCCCCUUCGUGCCGUUUAUGCCGUUCGAGUUUCAGGGAGCUGCUACCCGCAGAAUCAGCGAUGGAAUUGCUCUUUUGCCACGAUGCUGCAUUCCAGAUUGAAAAAGACGUUUGCUUGGCCCUGAUUGAAACCCAACCCAACCCAAAGGCCCAAUCUGAGUUCAACACCAUGAAAAGUUUGAAAAUUUAGCAAUAAAUCCCCCAAAUCCUAUUCUCUCAAUCUCUUUCACUCUCAUAGUUUACCCAGCAGUUCUCCAUGGCCAAAAUUUUCAAUGUGACUGUCCAGUUCAGCUAGGCUUAAAGCUUGAUCCUUGAAUGUGACAAUCCACUGCUAAAUUGAAAUGCAUAUUGGCUUAGUGGCAAGUCUUGAAGAAUAAGAAGAGAAAGAAAUUAAGAAGAAUCAAGAAUGUAUUCAACAAGGCCUCGUUCAUUGUUAAAGAAAGACGUUAAUGCCCUUUCUGAGGCACCUUCUUCAGAGGGUCCAAAUUCAGGUUAUCUUGUUCUCCAAGAUGAAGCAGCACAAAGCUACGGUUUCUUUGGUUUGGUGAAGAACAGAAACAUCAGCCAUUUCCCUUUUCCUCAGAGCAAGAAUCUGACCGUCAAUACUAGAAGAGCAAAAGGAGAUCCAGGGUCCACAAGGGAUUACCACGAAGUUAUGUUCAUUCCAGUUCUUAAUCAGCCCUUGUCUUCCAACCGCUACUAUGUUAUAUGGAGGAAAGGAAAGCAUCAAGGGAAGGCAUGUACAAGCUCAAAGGAAGAGGAUAUGGGAACUUGUUUAUGCUGCAAUUUUGUGAAAUAUAUUGAACCAAGACCUUUGGACCCCUUCAACGAAUAUCAACAAUUUGAGAUAAUCAAAAAGAGUUCUGGUUUCCAUGCAAAGUCUGUUGCUCCUGAUGGGAUCCCUCCUUCAUUCUUAAGGACGAAAGGUUGGACUGUUGAAGCUUCUACACCCUGGAAUUACAAUUUGGAAGAAGCUCUUGGCCUAAAUCAAUUGUUGCGUGGUCAAUUACCGGCAUUCGAUUUCCCAUUGUCUAAUGAUAGUUCUGGUUCUGUGGUUAUUGGGAAGUGGUACUGUCCAUUUAUGUUUGUGAAGGAAGGAAUGAAUCUCAAGGACCAAAUGAAAAGAUCUGUGUUUUACACAUUGACUCUUGAGCAAAGUUGGGAGAAGAUUUUGUCAAUGAAGAAUAGUAGUGUUAUUGGUAAUGAAGGUAAUGAUGGGGUGUUAGUGGAUGUUGUUGUUGAAACAGAAUUUGCUAUGGUGGAUGGAAAAGAAGCUAACUGGGGUGAAGGGAAUGGUGUUAAUGGAGUGGUUUGGUUUAGUGUGGGAAGAGAGGUUAGAGUUAGAUUGAGUUCGGUUAUUGUGGAAAGAAUGAAAUGGGAGCAAGAAAGAGGUGGUUGGUUGGGUAGGAAUAGAAGGCACGAGAGGAUAAUUAAAAAGAAAUUAGAAGGGGGCAUUAAAUGGGAAAAUUUUGCGUGUUAUGUUCUUGUGGAAAGCUUUGUUUUGAAGAGAAUGGAUGGAAGCUUUGUGUUAACUUAUGGUUUCAGACACACUCAUCAAACUAUGUGUAAAUGGGAGUGAUGAUCACGUUGUGACUCAAUUCGUUUCUUAUGAACAUACUAGUUUGGAAAUUAUUUGAAUAUAAAAUUCAACUAAAUAAAAGAAAAGAGAGGUGCAGUGUGGGAUGUAAUCUUAAUGAUUCUUUGAUAAUUGCUUUCAAGUA
Arachis ipaensis is the source of this 1918-nucleotide messenger RNA. RefSeq lists its product as uncharacterized. NCBI's taxonomy places the organism in Eukaryota, Viridiplantae, Streptophyta, Magnoliopsida, Fabales, Fabaceae. The record is from RefSeq and is a predicted model, not a curated record.